Malurus melanocephalus (red-backed fairy wren) is the source of this 1303-nucleotide messenger RNA. RefSeq names its product cathepsin O (gene CTSO). The record is from RefSeq and is a predicted model, not a curated record. Gene Ontology annotation, cellular component: lysosome. Bases 168 to 1133 code for a protein of 321 amino acids. Lineage: Eukaryota; Metazoa; Chordata; Aves; Passeriformes; Maluridae. Gene Ontology annotation, molecular function: cysteine-type endopeptidase activity. The transcript has 8 exons.
CCCCGCCUGGUCCCGCCCCGCCGGGAGCCGGCCCCGCGGGAAGCGGCAGCGGGGCGCAGCCUCCGGCCACGGGCCGGGAAGGACAAGGAGGGUUCAGCCCCUUUCCCUCUCGGAAACCGACGGGCCCCAGCUCCGCGGCUGGAGCUGCGUGCCCGGGCCACCCCGCCAUGGCAUGGGGGCCGAUGCGGGUGCUGGCGCUUCUCCUGUGCCUGSUGCGGGCGGGCAGUGCCGCCCUCACGGCGCCCGCGGGCACCCGGCUUCUGCAGGACGGCGGCGGCCGGGAGCAGGGAGCGGCGGCGGCGGCUCUCCGGGAAAGCGCAAAAAGAAUUAGAUUAUUGAAUUCACCAUCAAAAGAUAAUACAACUGCUGUCUAUGGAAUAAAUCAGUUUUCUCACCUGUUUCCUGAAGAGUUCAAAGCUAUUUACUUAAGAAGCAUACCUCACAAAGUUCCCAGAUACAUAAAAGUGCCAAAGGGAAAUGAAAAACCGCUGCCAAAGAAGUUUGACUGGAGGGACAAGAAGGUCAUUGCAGCAGUGAGAAACCAGCAGACAUGUGGAGGCUGCUGGGCUUUCAGUGUUGUAGGUGGCAUAGAGUCUGCCUAUGCAAUUAAAAGAAACAACCUGGAAGAGCUCAGUGUGCAGCAAGUUAUUGACUGCUCAUACAAUAAUUAUGGUUGCAACGGGGGAUCCACUGUAAGCGCCUUGAGCUGGCUGAACCAGACAAAAGUAAAACUCGUGAGAGAUUCAGAAUACACUUUUAAAGCUCAGACAGGAYUGUGCCAUUACUUUGAUCACUCGGAUUUUGGAGUUUCAAUAACAGGAUUUGCUGCAUAUGACUUCAGUGGUCAAGAAGAGGAAAUGAUGAGGAUGCUUGUCAGCUGGGGCCCUUUGGCAGUGACAGUCGAUGCCGUUAGCUGGCAGGAUUAUCUUGGCGGAAUCAUCCAAUAUCACUGCUCCAGUGGAAGAGCAAACCAUGCUGUUCUUAUCACUGGUUUUGACACAACAGGUAGCAUCCCUUACUGGAUUGUACAGAAUUCUUGGGGGCCAACAUGGGGAAUAGAUGGAUAUGUUCGUGUUAAGAUAGGCAGCAACAUCUGUGGUAUAGCAGAUACAGUUUCAGCAGUAUUUGUUUGACAGUUUUCUGGACCUCUACAACUCAUCAAAGACCACAAGACCAUUUGGACAUGCACUCUGAAUGAGGUGUAAUUCAAAACAACGUUUUCUAAUAUAAGAAAUGGCUGUAAGGGUAAUUCCUUCAUCUCCUAGCUGGAGUUUUUAAAAAUGUUUUUAUUUGGAAUUUGUGU